Lycium barbarum (goji berry) is the source of this 1500-nucleotide messenger RNA. RefSeq names its product kinetochore protein SPC25 homolog. The record is from RefSeq and is a predicted model, not a curated record. Bases 224 to 1174 code for a protein of 316 amino acids. The transcript is spliced from 8 exons. Gene Ontology annotation, cellular component: Ndc80 complex. Gene Ontology annotation, biological process: chromosome segregation. NCBI's taxonomy places the organism in Eukaryota, Viridiplantae, Streptophyta, Magnoliopsida, Solanales, Solanaceae.
ACUAACCACGUUUAAUUUAUUAACUUUCUAGUUUUCAACCAUUGUCAGCCAUCAUCCUUUUACCGUUUUUCUUUUUUUAAGGAAACGCAAAUUGCCCCCCUCCAUUUUUCAAGAAAGGAAAAAAUCGCGGGCUUUUGCAAAGCUUUAUCUCCCACCACUAUUCAAAAAGAAGAGUGUAAUAUUUCUGUCACAGUGGAGAGACCAAAAAAGGGUUUGAGAAGAGAUGCAAGAAGGAGUAGCGGCAACUAUAAGAACAAAAAUGGAGCAACUUAGAUUAACAUGUGACAGAGAUUUACUCAUUCAACAACAGAAUAUUGAUGCUGGUGUUAUCUCCUUUUCUGAAUCAUUGGAUUCAAUCAACACCCAAACUCAAGAAACCCUUCAAUUCCAGGAAAAACUUGGGAAAUUGAAAACUGAGCUUAGAGAGGCAGAAGUUAAUUUAGUAAAAGCACUUGCAGUAAAGACCCGAAAAGAGGCAAAGAGGACAGAAAUGGCAGACUUAAUAUCUGCUACCAAUGUUAGAGUGGAAGAACUUAGAGGCGCGGUGGAAGAUCAAAGGGCGAGGAAACAUGAAUAUUCCACCCUACUAUCUCAACAAGCUGAUGCUCUGCAAGCACUUGAAGAAGAGCUUAACCAGAACACUGAGCAUAGAGAUGCAAUAGAGGAGGCUACUGUGUGGUACAAUAAGGUGCUUGGUUUACGUAUUGAAUGUGACCAAGGAGUGAAAUUCAUCUUUACCAAUAUAGAUGUCAACAAUCCAGAUGACAAGUACUCUUUUACUGUCCGUCGUGAGAAUGAUGUACAUACUUUGAUUGAUUGUGAUCCACAGCUGACUGACGCAAAAGAACUGCUCAUUGAGUUAAACAAAAGCAAUGGACUAUUCAAGUUCGUCAGGACUAUGAGAGAGAAAUUUGUAGAAGCUGUAGCACGUGGAUUAACGUCUCAAGAUCAAGAUACUUCUAUGAUCUCUAUACCUCCCCUGAUUUCGUCCAUUUCAACUAAUAGUAGAGAUGAAUCUUCACCCCAAAAAGCGGAGCCUCAACCUGAUGAAUAUAAGAGAAGUUCCAUGAAGCUUGCCCGUGGUAAAAGGGUUAGGUCAGACGUUCUCUCCCCUAUAUCUGCAUCAUCUUUUCGCCGUUCUCCUCGUUUUAAGCAUAUCGGUUUAACACUUUAAUAACAAGAAAGAGAAGACCACACAUAUGAGUAACAAUUGGUCUUAUAGCUGCCCCUAUUUGUUCGUGUUUGAGGCUUGGUUUAUUGAUUGAUUACAAUGCAGCAGUUGAUAUUAGGAGCACAACCAAACUUUUUUUUCCAUUGUGCUUUUCAUGUCAAUUGAUUACAAUAUUGUUUCUUUUGGGAUUAAAGUUACUUGUAAUGUUGAUACGAAGGCAAUUACAAAAGAAAGCAGUAACAAAAUCAGUUAUGUAAUGCCUGAAAAAGCUCAUAGGCAUCCAUUUUACAGGUAUUUGUAUAAUCCGAAAGUUAAUUUCUACGUGGAAA